Messenger RNA from Debaryomyces tyrocola, 123 nucleotides. Lineage: Eukaryota; Fungi; Ascomycota; Pichiomycetes; Serinales; Debaryomycetaceae. The record is from the annotation of a GenBank genome assembly.
AUGUUGAAAUUCGUUAAUCAAUUAAAUUCUAAGGGUAAAAACAAUCUUUACCAUUCCCAACAAACAGAUGGGACUGCAAGUACCAUGAGUCGAUCCGUGUUGAUUUCAAGUACGAUGACUUAA